Canariomyces notabilis is the source of this 1455-nucleotide messenger RNA. RefSeq names its product 2'-O-ribosyl phosphate transferase. Bases 1 to 1455 code for a protein of 484 amino acids. NCBI's taxonomy places the organism in Eukaryota, Fungi, Ascomycota, Sordariomycetes, Sordariales, Chaetomiaceae. The record is from RefSeq and is a predicted model, not a curated record. The transcript is spliced from 4 exons. Gene Ontology annotation, cellular component: cytoplasm. Gene Ontology annotation, biological process: charged-tRNA amino acid modification. Gene Ontology annotation, molecular function: tRNA adenosine(64)-2'-O-ribosylphosphate transferase activity.
AUGACGACACCCGCAUUAGCAGACAUCAUUUUUCCCGAGCAAGCCAACCACAACUUCUCACGUAUUCUGGGUGGCCUCAGGCGGUCCAACCUCUCCAUCACGAACCGGCUCAGGUCCAUCUGUCAAGAUGCAGCCUUUGUCGACGACGUUGCCGCCGCGCUGAAGUUGCCCCUCGUCGCCAACGAGCGGUGCGGGAGUUGGUACAUCGACCCUGCGCGAAAGGCCGCAUCCGCGUACUUUAAGAGCACUGACGGGCACACGGGGCAGUGGAAGUUCAGCACGAGACGGCUCAACCUGCAUUUGCUGGAGCUGAUUGGGAAGCACGAUGGCUGCAUCAUUAUUGACUCGACCCGGCGAGGAAAACGCAUGCCCGAUGCACUAAGCAAAACCGUCCCCAUCUGGUGCAGUGUGCUAAACCGGGCCCUCUUCCCCGAGGACCCCUCGUCGCACCGGCUCUUCGUCCCGCCCAACGUGGUUUCGCCCUCAGAAGCGAGCCAAAUCGAGGCGCGUCUGCCCGACUUUGUCGCCUCCUUCCUGGCGCUCGCCAUCGACCCCCAGCCGCUUAGACGGCAGCUGGGCGACCGACCCCUGCGCCCCUUGUGGAUCACCCAGGAGGACCAUCUUGACUUUCUCGACCACUACUACUCUAGCAUUUCCGCUGCUGCGGGAAGGUCAAAACCGUUCCCUUUCCACCCCGUCGUAUGCUGCACCAGCUCCAAGCGGGUGCUGGGUGUGGGCGCCGAGAUUGGCGAGGCAGGCGGAUAUAUUCAGGGUGCUGGGGACGACACGGAGAACUGGGCGCUCGGCUUGACGGCCGAGGUGUUUUGGCGGCAUAAAGAGGAGUUGUUGGCUGCCAGUGAGGCGGAAUUGCCCGAGCUGAUCACGCAGUUGGUUGCGGCUGGUUCCAACGCUGAUCCUGGGGGUAAGGAGGCUGCCGGUAGGGAAUUGAAGCGGGUGGCCCCAGGUAUCUUCAUCGGAACGCUCGGGGCGAGGGAGAGGGCUCUGUCAGAUUCUGCUGGCCCGUGUGUGGUAACGUUGGUUCCCAGGUCCACGGAGCAGAGCUCGUGGGUAAAGUCGCCGACUCAUAUGGAGGUCGGGCUGGGUAAGAACAAAGCGGCUAGUCGUCUCUUGCGGGACGCACUUCCUCAGAUAUGCGGGUUUGUGUCUCGCUUUUUGGAGAAGAGGCUUGGAAACGGAGCGGGCAUUUCACUUGAGAAAUCGGUGAUAGUAUUGUGCGAGUCAGGGAAGGACUUGUCUGUUGGCGUCGCCCUCGCGCUUUAUUGCUGGUGCUUUGACGCAGCCGGGAAUGCGCGGUCAGUUGACGAUCGAGCAUCGUUUAACAAGACUGCAAUUCGGGUGAAACUGGGGCAUAUAAUGACUGAGAUGCCUAACGCCAACCCGAGCAGAGCAACGCUUCAGAGCGUGAAUAGCUUUUUAAUGGACUGGCGGAAAUGA